Colletotrichum higginsianum IMI 349063 is the source of this 855-nucleotide messenger RNA. Its product is annotated as Agmatinase. The transcript has 4 exons. The record is from RefSeq and is a predicted model, not a curated record. The coding region runs from base 1 to 855 and encodes 284 amino acids. Lineage: Eukaryota; Fungi; Ascomycota; Sordariomycetes; Glomerellales; Glomerellaceae. Gene Ontology annotation, molecular function: metal ion binding; agmatinase activity.
AUGCACGGUUUUCUGUCAUUCAAGGGGCCCGAGAAUAUUGCUGACUUGCUGAAGGACCAUUCUGCGUUCGCUGGCAUCACAACCUACGGGCUGCUGCCUCACCUUCCCUGCCUUCAAGACGAAUCCGUUGCUUUCGACAUUGCCACUGUUGGUAUCCCUUUUGACAGUGGUGUGACCUACCGCCCAGGAGCUCGGUUCGGCCCUUCGGCUAUCAGACAAGCCUCUCGACAUCUGACUCUAGCACCUCAAAGAGUGAAUCCUCUGAAGUUUUGGGGACAAGCCCUCGACUGUGGCGACAUUCAAGCUUCGCCCCAUGACAAGGAAAUCGCGAUGAAAGACAUCGGAAAGGGAUACACGAGCCUGCUUCGGCACUCAGCCUACACGAAAUCGCCGGCCGAGUCGAACGGUCUGAAAACGGUUCCUCGACUUCUUACUCUAGGUGGUGACCACACAAUUCUGCUGCCGAUUCUCCGAAGCAUAAACAAAGUGUACGGGCCCGUCAGCGUCAUUCACUUCGAUUCCCAUCUGGAUUCGUGGAACCCAACGCAAGGAGCGCCAUCUGAUGCCGCACAAAUCACACACGGGAGCUUCUUUUACUGGGCAAACGAGGAAGGGUUGAUUUCCAACUCGAGCAAUAUGCAUGCUGGCCUUCGCACGACCCUUUCAGGGCUUGAAGACUAUGAUGAGGACGAGCUGUGCGGGUUCGCACGCAUUGAGGCUCGUGAGAUUGACGACAUUGGCACACGCGGCAUUAUCAAGAAGAUCAUCGAGCGUGUCGGCACCGACAAGCCGGUAUACUUGUCCAUCGACAUUGACACUCUCGAUCCUGCCUUCGCUCCGGCAACCGGAACUUGA